AGGCGGAAAUGGCGAGCCCCACCCGGCGCAGCGCUGGAUCGCCGAGCCCGCAACUGCACGUGCAAAUAUUCCCGCUGUCGCGACCCGGGGCUCCAGUUUUUUUUUGCCUCAGGGGUCGGGCAAGGAAGGCGAGGAUCGGUCAGGACGCAGCUCCUGUCAGGGCAUCGCCCGGUGCUCACCUUGGAUCGGAACCCUGGCCGGAAGCGUUUGCAAGGAAAAGGGAGACAGACGGGGUCCGCUUUGCCUCGCGGUGGAUCGGCAGACUGAGCAGAAAGGGCCACCUGGACGGACAGGAAUUCCGUGCGGUGUCUUCAGCGCGACACGCGACCACCUUCAAGCGGCGUGUAACUCUCAUCUGGAAAGGGACACAGGCGCGGUCCGUUAUCGGGCUUGGUAAUUUAAAACCGCACAUGCCAAAGGAUCAAGAAGCACUGAGCACUGGGCCAUGUUCAGAAGCACUACCUGUACCGGGUAACAUUAUGUAUCUUACCUGGGUUGAGCAAAAGAGAGCCCGGCAGAUUGUGGUAGGCGCCUUGUGGUUACCCUCUCAUCCCUGGAGGCGAAAGGGCGAAUCAUGCGCCGGCCGUUGGUCCGGGCGUGUAUCAAAGCGACGAUGCUUGUCCGAUCCGCUUGCCCGCGAGCAACAACAACUUGCAGAGCAUCCCCGUACUCGUUUCUCCCCUUGAGCCGGGGGUCGAU
Messenger RNA from Thermothielavioides terrestris NRRL 8126, 699 nucleotides. RefSeq lists its product as uncharacterized. The transcript has a single exon. Lineage: Eukaryota; Fungi; Ascomycota; Sordariomycetes; Sordariales; Chaetomiaceae. Bases 9 to 686 code for a protein of 225 amino acids. The record is from RefSeq and is a predicted model, not a curated record.